GAACCUUUGAAUGAGUAUUUUACAAACUGAAGAAGUGGGUCGCUCUAGUUAGUUAGCGGCUGGGCUGGAAGGAGGUGGUAGCGUGGCCUUAGUGCCGGAAGUGGCCCUACUCUUGGACCGUGUCUUGUGGGGGGGCGUGGGGGGGAAGAGAGAGAAGAAGGCUGUGACCUUGGUCCUUCUUCACCCCGCGAGUGGUCAUGAUGACUACCAGCGGGGAUUUGAUGGACACCCAUCUGCAAACUGCCUUUUCCACCCCCAGCAGGAUUCCCGUGUUGACCCGGAAAUGCCUGCUUCUUUCUGGUGGGGGGUACCAAGGCUCCGGCCAGGAGAAUCGGGACCCAAAGCAGAAGGUGUUUGGUGCCCAGAAAGACCUAGUCAGCCCUAGGCACAAGCUGAAACAGCAGACUGUGGGCCUGAAGGGAAACCUUCGACCCCGGGCCCCACUUGAGGAAAUCAGCCCUGGCUCUGUGGGGCAAAAUGUGGAGGCUGAUCCUCUGCCUAGGCCAGGUACCGCUUUAAGGUCUAGAAAUACAGCUCUCUUGACUGUUGAUUACGGCUUGGACAGAAAAGAACCAGCCACAGCGAGGUCGACUGGGAGAGGAACAAGACUGAUGGACCCUGGAGAUUUGGCCACCAGGCUGUCAAGUGUGGAGGUGACUAGCAGUGGUCACAGCUGCCAGACUGGUCUGGCCCAAAGAGUGCUGAUCCGGGGAAAGCAAAAUCAAAAAGGUACCCUCUCUGGGGUACAGGUCCACACUCCAGGACGUCAUACCAAAUCUUCAUUUUUCAGUAGCAAUCAAGAGUCACCAGGAGGAAAUGUCAUCAGCCAGACCCAAAUGGGUGGUGAUUCGGGACAGCCCUGGGCGAGAACAAGGCUACCAGCUCACCAACCCCCAGGAGAGCCGAACAUCCCUGCCUACUCCAAAGUGCUGAACAGUUCCCCAAGUGGACUGGAAACCCACAGUCUUGCUCAGCAGGUGCCACUAGAAGGAACACAUGAAGCCCCUCUCUCCAUGGAUAGCCCUAGCUUCCCUUGGAUCUCUUCUCCUCAGAUUCAGUUCACUGCUGGCCAGGUAGGCCAUGCCUCACCCUUUGGACUGGCCAGUCGCGUACCUGUCACCCAUCCAUCAACUCUGACCUCCUACUCUGUGGUACGUCAUUUGUCUGUCUUCUCCAGGACUCCUCAGGUCACCCCUGCUUCAACUCCCAGUGUUCAGCAGGAGCGGAUUGUUGUCAAGCAGUUGUAUAAAGAGAGCUGGGCAAGUCCGGAGAAGGAGCCUGAGAAACCCUCCCCCAUGACUCCUCUCAACAGAAUGUCCUUGGAACUGAGAAGACACGAGGCAGGCCCCAGAGAUAUAGGGGUAGCAGCUCCAACCAACAGCAUGUCCCUGGAACUGAGUAGGCAUGAGAUGGACCCCAGAGAUGUUGGGGUAGCAACUUCAUCGAACACGAUGUCCCUGGAGCUGAGCAGACAUGAGCGCAUCAAUAUCUUGAAGCAGCUGCUACAACAGGAGGUAGAAGGGCUGGCUAAGGUAGAGGAUGGCCACCAGAGUGGCAUGUCUCACCGUAAAAUGAUUGAGCCCAAGCUGGCUAUGAUUCCUUGUAUCACAGAGCCCUCAGAUCAUGGUUCUUCGCUUCCCAGCCUCCAAGGACCUAAGCAGCACCCUGAUGUUGGGGAAUCCAUCUCCACUGGGGGCCCAGGCAUUCAAGAACUCAUACAGCAACCUAAUGUUGGCAUGUGCACCACAGCUUCCACCAACCUGACCUUUUUCCAAUGUCCCCUCUGUGGCAGCAUUCCUCUCCAUUCCCUUGACUCCCUAAGGAGUCCCAUGGGCACUAUAGGUCCUGCUGUCCUAGCCCUAUGCCAGCAACUAAAUGCAUGGCUAGAAGCCAUUAGACUACUCUAUGAAGGCUGCCUGGAUGACGAGUGUGCCUUCUAUACAGGACGAGGCAUUCCUGGCCCCCAGAGGAUCUGUAAGAAUCCUGUGGCCACAUGGCUGGAGAGGCAGGAGGCCAUGGAUUUUGUUCCAAUCUCUUCUCCAGUUCCCUAGGACUAUUCCAAACCUCCCCACACUUCAUUCCUCCUUAUUUAUUAUACAUGGACUUUUUUUUUAAUCUUUCAAUAAAAUUUUAUGAUCAU
Molecule: messenger RNA, 2140 nt
Organism: Trichosurus vulpecula (common brushtail)
Lineage: Eukaryota; Metazoa; Chordata; Mammalia; Diprotodontia; Phalangeridae
Gene: TROAP
Product: trophinin associated protein
Exons: 12
Coding region: 198-2051 (617 amino acids)
Source: RefSeq, a predicted model, not a curated record